Pangasianodon hypophthalmus (striped catfish) is the source of this 1180-nucleotide messenger RNA. It is a transcript of the gene malsu1, whose product is annotated as mitochondrial assembly of ribosomal large subunit 1. NCBI's taxonomy places the organism in Eukaryota, Metazoa, Chordata, Actinopteri, Siluriformes, Pangasiidae. The coding region runs from base 214 to 864 and encodes 216 amino acids. Gene Ontology annotation, molecular function: ribosomal large subunit binding. The record is from RefSeq and is a predicted model, not a curated record. Gene Ontology annotation, biological process: negative regulation of ribosome biogenesis; negative regulation of translation. Gene Ontology annotation, cellular component: mitochondrion. The transcript is spliced from 4 exons.
AUAAUAAUAAUGAUAAUAAUAAUAAUAAUAAUAAUAAUAAUGAUAAUAAUAAUAAUAAUAAUAUCCGUAAUGAAUAAUGAUUUGAAUGUGAACACAUGAUGUGUUUUCACGCCUUCAGAUGGCGCUGAAGCUGCGCUGCACUUUUGUAUUCACGCUUCUCGCAACAACCCGGAAGCGGAAGUAGAGAGCACAGAGGCAGUACAGGACAGAGUAAUGGCGCUGAGAUGUGGUAGAUGUGUCCUCACGCGGCUGUUUAACACGAGUGUGUGUUACAGAGCGGCUGGAUUACACACACUCACUAACACACACCCGUUACUAUUAAACCACACACACGACGCCGCGCGCUUCUCCCGGUACCUGCGGAAACCGCGCGCCCUGGCUCGUGCGCUGUUUAGUAACACUGACGGAAGUGACGCAGGGUUGACAGCGCGAGAUUCAUAUACACAACAGCAGCAGCAUGGUGGAGCUGUGUUUAACCUCGAUGUGUUGGUGUCUCUCCUGCGGGAGGAGAACGCAGUGGAUAUCUGUGUGAUCCGAGUUCCAGACGAGCUAAAAUACACUGACUACUUCAUCAUAGUGAGCGGAUCUUCUACUCGGCACCUGAGAGCCAUGGCACAGUACGCCAUUAAAGUGUAUAAGUUCCUGAGAAGAGACAGUGAUCCACACACACACAUCGAGGGCCAGGACUGCGACGACUGGAUGUGUAUCGAUUUUGGAUCGAUGGUGGUCCACUUCAUGCUCCCGGAGACGAGAGAAAAGUUCCAGUUGGAGACCCUGUGGACACUGCGGCGCUACGAACAACUGACCAACAACACACUCCCUCACACACUGCCUCCUGACUUCAUACUCACACACACACACUGACUGACACACACACACACACACACACACAUAUGUCCCCAUCAAGUCUUUUUCUCCUGAUUCGAAGUUUAUAGUACAUACGAACAGAACUCUUGGAUGGAAGAGCCCAGUGUAAACACCUGUCUGUAAAAACACGUCUUUAAAAACACCUGUCUGUAAAAACACGUCUGUAAAAACACCUGUCUGUAAAAACACCUGUCUGUAAAAACACGUCUGUAAAAACAUGUCUGUAAAGAAAUAAGCUGUUUUAUUUACAUGACAAUGACGUGUUAUUGAACAACUCGCACACUGAUCAAUAAAAAUUGCUCGGCUCACCAGA